ACAGUUCAAUAUUUCCAAUCCCCACGCGAACAAAUUGCAUUUAAAAAGCGGCAAAAAUACAGACAUUUUUCCUUGUUCUUCGCAAUAAUGUCAAAAAGUAAAGUAAGUGCCGAGUGGAAAAGACGCGUAAAGCAAGAAUACGUCCGUUUACGACAGAUUAAACGCUAUAAACGUGCCGAUGAAGUAAAAGUAACUUGGAAUCACAAUCGCAAUAAAAUGACCGAUAUCCUCAUCGAAGAACAAAAACGUUGGACGGAAAGCAAAUCGGUUUGGGUGAAUUUUCUCGAUCAUCCCGUUCACGUAACAUGUAUGAAGAAAGCGGAAGUUGUUGGAAAUGAGGGUGAUGUUCAGGUAACGCCAAUUAAAAUUAUCAAUGCAGUUACACCCAUUCCUACAAUGUAUACAUGGGCUCCCAUUCAACAAAACUUUAUGGUUGAAGAUGAAACUGUUUUGCAUAAUAUUCCUUAUAUGGGCGAUGAGAUUCUUGAUCAAGAUGGAACGUUUAUUGAAGAAUUAAUAAAGAAUUAUGAUGGAAAAGUUCAUGGGGAUAGAGAAACAGGGUUUAUAGAUGAUCAAUUAUUUGUGGAAUUGGUUCAUGCUUUAAUGCAGUUUCAAGAGAAAGAUAAAAAAGAAAGAAAUAAGGAUGAUAAGGAAGAUAAAAAAGAGGAUUUAGAAUUUCCUAUUUUUACAAUUUUUCAAGCCAUUUCAUCUCAGUUUCCUGAUAAGGGUCGUCCGGAAGAGUUAAGAGAAAAAUAUGUUGAGCUUACGGAAAGAAUGGACCCAAAUGCUUUACCACCUGAAUGUACCCCGAAUAUUGAUGGACCAACUGCAGAAUCUGUGCCAAGAGAACAAACUCUUCAUUCAUUUCACACUCUUUUUUGUAGACGUUGUUUCAAAUAUGAUUGCUUUUUACAUCGUUUACAAGCUUGUCAUCCUGGUCCAAAUUUGCAAAAACGGCGUGGACCUGAUUUGAAACCUUUUAAUGAACCGUGUGGUGCCAACUGCUAUAUGAACUUGGAUGGUGUAAAAGAAAAAUUAGCAAAACAAGAACAAGAUGAAAGUGAAAAGGUAAAAGAUAAAAAUAUAAAAGACGGUGAUUGUAGCAAACUUUCAAAUCCAAGGAAGAUUUGUAAACAACAAAGUGUUGACUCUGGCAACGAAGCAAGUUCUGAAGAUAGUAAUGAUAGUAACAAAUAUAAUAAAGAUUCAGGCGAUGGAAACCCUGUAUCAACUACGACAUCAUUUAGCCUUUUGGGUUUAAUGGGCGAUAAUGAUCAUUGUGAAUGGACGGGAUCUGAUCAAAGCCUUUUUCGGGCUUUACAUAAAGUGUUUUUAAAUAAUUAUUGCGCUAUAGCUCAAAUUAUUUUAACCAAAACAUGCCAACAGGUUUAUCAUUUUGCUCAAAAAGAAGCUGAUGACAUCCAUCAGAUUGAAGAAUCUAUGAAGGAUUAUACACCUCCAAGUAAAAAGAAGAAGAAACAUCGACUUUGGUCUAUGCACUGUCGCAAAAUACAAUUGAAAAAGGAUUCGAGCAGUAAUCACGUUUACAAUUUUACACCUUGCGAUCAUCCUGGACAACCUUGCGACGCGCAUUGUCCGUGUAUUAGCGCUCAAAACUUUUGCGAAAAAUUUUGUCAAUGCAGUUCCGAUUGUCAAAAUCGUUUUCCGGGUUGUCGUUGUAAAGCCCAAUGCAACACGAAACAAUGUCCUUGUUAUUUAGCCGUGCGAGAAUGCGAUCCGGAUCUUUGCCAAACUUGCGGAGCCGAUCAAUUUGACGUUACGAAAAUUAGUUGUAAAAAUGUUAGCGUGCAACGUGGAUUACAUAAACAUUUAUUAAUGGCACCGUCUGAUGUAGCUGGUUGGGGUAUCUUUUUGAAAGAUAGCGCUCAAAAGAAUGAGUUUAUUUCUGAAUAUUGCGGUGAGAUAAUCUCUCAAGAUGAAGCAGAUAGGAGAGGAAAAGUUUAUGAUAAGUACAUGUGUAGCUUUCUUUUUAACUUAAAUAAUGAUUUUGUUGUUGAUGCUACAAGAAAAGGGAAUAAGAUUCGUUUCGCGAAUCAUUCAAUUAAUCCAAAUUGUUAUGCUAAAGUUAUGAUGGUUAAUGGCGAUCACAGGAUUGGAAUUUUUGCUAAACGGGCUAUUCAACCUGGUGAAGAAUUGUUCUUUGAUUAUAGAUAUGGACCUACUGAGCAAUUGAAGUUUGUUGGUAUAGAACGUGAAAUGGAAUUUUUGUAAUUGAUUUUACUUUUUUAACUUUUUUUUAAUUGUUUUAAAUACAUUCCUAGAACAGUAAUAAGCAAAAUAUAGCAAACUGUUUUAAAAGGAGUAAUUAUUAAACAACUUUUAGAAUUUAA
This is a messenger RNA of Onthophagus taurus, 2351 nucleotides long. RefSeq names its product histone-lysine N-methyltransferase E(z) (gene E(z)). The record is from RefSeq and is a predicted model, not a curated record. Gene Ontology annotation, cellular component: ESC/E(Z) complex; nucleus. Gene Ontology annotation, biological process: heterochromatin formation. Lineage: Eukaryota; Metazoa; Arthropoda; Insecta; Coleoptera; Scarabaeidae. Gene Ontology annotation, molecular function: chromatin binding; protein binding; histone H3K27 methyltransferase activity.